AUGAUCUUCUCUCUUAUACUCACGCCGCUUGUGGCACUCGCAAGCCCUACCCAUAGAAGUUUGAGACUCUUGGGCCGCGAGACAACUGGGGUAAACUCCUUUAAUAAUACGAACUUGGCCCAACCAGCAACUACCAUUUUCCCGCAAAAAGCAUCCAGCGAUGCACCUUUCAGCCUCAGCGAGAAUACUCUUCGUAGCGCUAUCUACAUUCCAUCUACGUUCGAAUACGGUUCCGGGUCAAAAUCCCCCGUUAUCUUGAUCCCGGGAACUUCACUUCCAGCAGGCACAACUUACAGCAAUGGUUUUGGCAAACUGCUGGCCAAUACCUCCUACGCGGAUCCUGUAUGGGUGAAUAUCCCUGGAUACAGCCUUGGGGAUGCUCAAGUAAACGCAGAAUACGUCGCCUACGCAAUUAACUACAUCGCUGGCGUUAGCAAAGGAAAGAAUAUAUCACUAGUUUCUUGGUCACAGGGCGGACCUAAUAUACAGUGGUCAUUGAAGUACUGGCCAUCCACUCGGGAGGUGGUAAACGACUUUGUCGCUUUGAGUCCGGACUUUAAGGGUACUACUGAGGCCAUCCUUAUCUGUUCAGGCCUAACCGGGGACCUCUGCGAGCCAUCUAUUCUUCAGCAAGAGAAUACAUCGGAAUACAUUGCAACACUUCGCAAUAAUGGCGGGGAUAGUGCCUACGUUCCCACUACAACAUUCUACUCUUCGACAGACGAGAUUGUUCAGCCACAAGACGGCAAGAAUGCGUCUGCGUACAUACUUGAUGCAAGAAAUGUUGGUGUUACGAAUAACCAGGUUCAAUCUGUCUGUUCGAAUUCCACACAGAUAGUGUUACAUGAAGGAGCGCUCUACAACUCUGUGGCAUGGGGUCUCAUAGAAGAUGCACUAACUCAUGAUGGGCCUGGCCAGAUAAGUCGGCUAGAUAUUCAGACCUUAUGCAAGGCUGCAGCUGCACCUGGCCUGGACUCCCUUUUGGGCGAGUCGAUUAUAGUGAAUGCGGUACCAAAUAUCCUUGCCUAUCAUCCCAAAGCUACCAAAGAACCUGCUAUAGCGUCUUACGCUGGGUAG
Molecule: messenger RNA, 1077 nt
Organism: Talaromyces proteolyticus
Lineage: Eukaryota; Fungi; Ascomycota; Eurotiomycetes; Eurotiales; Trichocomaceae
Exons: 1
Coding region: 1-1077 (358 amino acids)
Source: RefSeq, a predicted model, not a curated record